Prunus armeniaca (apricot) is the source of this 327-nucleotide messenger RNA. The record is from the annotation of a GenBank genome assembly. NCBI's taxonomy places the organism in Eukaryota, Viridiplantae, Streptophyta, Magnoliopsida, Rosales, Rosaceae.
AUGAUGCACGUGAUGGUUCACUUGCCAGAAGAGGCAUUGCUUGCUGGUCCUGUCAACUAUCGCUGGAUGUAUCCAAUAGAAAGCGCACGACCCUUUGGAGAUCCUGGACGCGGAGAGUCGUUUUCUAGAAAUGACAUGGAGGUAGCGCAUUGGUUCGUACUGAACAAUUGUGAUGAGAUCAUGGGAUACUUAUAUGAGCAUGAAGAGAUGAUGAAGCGAGAACAUCCAUCACAUUUGGUUGCCCAGAAACACCGUGAAUUGUUUCCACAAUGGUUUUUGGAUUCUGUGAAUAAGUUGAAAUCAUCGAAUUCCCCCAACUUACAGUGA